Vavraia culicis subsp. floridensis is the source of this 1345-nucleotide messenger RNA. RefSeq lists its product as uncharacterized. The record is from RefSeq and is a predicted model, not a curated record. The transcript has a single exon. NCBI's taxonomy places the organism in Eukaryota, Fungi, Microsporidia, Pleistophoridae. The annotation marks the transcript as partial.
AUAUGGUCAUAGCCAGAAGUACCGAAAAAAAAGACGAGAAAGAGGAUAAAAAGAAAUUAAAGAACUAUAAAAAGCAGAGCAGGAGAUAUUUUGAUGAGAAUAUGGAAGAAGGAAAUGAUACGACUAAGAAUGUGCCUGGCAAUAAUUUCGAUAAUGUUUUGUAUCACUCAAAGGAUAAUAAUACAGCAGCUGACAGCAUGUUUACAAGCGAUAUUCUGGCCACGAUAUAUGAAACAACAGGUAAUAUGUCAUUCAACGAUUCAUUUCAAUGCCUCUCGUACUACAACCACCUGUUCAAGACAGUUUUUCUGAACCACACGUAUUUUAAUCUUUAUGACAUUUCUUAUCCAUCCGAUAAGCUAAAAGAAGACCUGAACUACUACCGCAAUACUGUAAAGAAAACGACACCGUUUAAAAUAAUUUAUAACUCUUUGAUUUCGCAGUAUAUCUCGGAGGCCCAGGCAUUUUUUGAUGAAAACAGCUUUGUGGAGAUAGAGACGAUAAAGACAAAGGAUCACUACGAGAUGUCUGCUGGCGGAUCGGCAAACAGCUACAAAAAUAUCAAAAUCACUGAUAUUAAAAAGUGCAAGCCUGUUGAAUAUUCGAACAGCUUCAUAGGCAACCAAAACACGAUUUUUAUCACCGAUCAGAUGUACAACAAGCUGAAGAACAAGAACUUUGUCAUAAAUUUCACAGUAAAAGAGCUCUCGCAUCUCAAAAUCACAAAAUUUGUGGAUAUGAAAGCAAAAAGGCUCAACUAUAGGGAAGCUGUUGAACUGUAUGCAUAUGAACAGUUAUCUCAGGAUGUUAAGGGCAACGAGUACAGAAUAUAUGAAUCAAAGAGCCAAAAAAUAGUAAUCAUGUGCAAAUCGUCCUUUAAAUACUACAAUAAGACGAAAAGAAUUUACGGCACACCUGAUGAUGCAAGUAGCGCAGAAUUUGUAUUGCAAGAUGAUGUAAUCACGCCUGUUGAUGUUCUUGGCAAAAAAAGAAACUAUCUUGAUUGGUUGAAUGGUUUUGACCUGGCUGAGGGUGAUUAUUCUGCAGUGGGCGGUAAAAUUUACCGAUUAGAGAGUGAGGGAUUUGUGUUCUCUGCCGAGGGAUUCGUUAUUGAAGCAGUGGAAGAAUUAUAUUAACAUGUUCUAAGUUUGAGAGUCAAAUAUUCAUUGCUACAUGACUUGGCAGGGCAUUUUUACGCGUGGAAAAGUUUUAUAAAAUGGGAUAGUAAGCAUAUUUGAUUGAUUUCUGUUCGUUUUUCAUCACAUAUUUAUUUCUAGAUUUUUUGUUUGUUUUUAUGAAUUGCCUGCCGGCUACUCCGUGUGAUUUUUGUUCCUGUGUGUUUUAU